Messenger RNA from Ictalurus punctatus (channel catfish), 3211 nucleotides. It is a transcript of the gene ap2m1b, whose product is annotated as adaptor related protein complex 2 subunit mu 1b. Gene Ontology annotation, biological process: clathrin-dependent endocytosis; intracellular protein transport. Gene Ontology annotation, molecular function: clathrin-cargo adaptor activity. The record is from RefSeq and is a predicted model, not a curated record. The transcript is spliced from 12 exons. NCBI's taxonomy places the organism in Eukaryota, Metazoa, Chordata, Actinopteri, Siluriformes, Ictaluridae. Gene Ontology annotation, cellular component: AP-2 adaptor complex; cytoplasmic vesicle. Bases 203 to 1516 code for a protein of 437 amino acids.
AAAUACCGCUGUUCGUGAGGAGGGAGAGGUCGGCCAUCUUGAAUAGAAUGACUGAUCAGUGACCGCUAUAGUGUUCCAGAUCUGACUGAAUAACAGAGCGUUAGCUACGGCUAUUUGGGCGACACCGGCCCGGUUUUGUGGCAGUCAGACAGUCACCUGAUUUCUGUACCAUGGCAUGUGAACACUGAGAGACCGCGCCACCAUGAUCGGAGGACUUUUCAUCUACAACCACAAGGGCGAGGUGCUGAUCUCGCGCGUCUACCGCGACGACAUAGGGAGGAACGCGGUUGAUGCAUUCCGGGUUAACGUGAUCCACGCACGCCAGCAGGUCCGCUCGCCCGUCACCAACAUCGCACGCACCAGCUUCUUCCACGUCAAGCGCUCCAACAUCUGGCUGGCUGCCGUCACCAAGCAGAAUGUCAACGCCGCCAUGGUGUUCGAGUUCCUCUACAAGAUGUGCGACGUCAUGACCGCCUACUUCGGCAAGAUCAGUGAGGAGAACAUCAAAAACAACUUUGUGUUGAUCUACGAGCUGUUAGAUGAGAUCCUGGACUUUGGUUACCCACAAAACUCUGAGACCGGGGCACUGAAGACCUUCAUCACUCAACAGGGAAUCAAGAGCCAGCAUCAUACUAAAGAAGAGCAGUCUCAGAUCACCAGUCAGGUGACCGGGCAGAUCGGAUGGAGGCGUGAGGGCAUCAAGUACCGUCGCAACGAACUCUUCCUGGAUGUUCUGGAGAGUGUCAACCUGCUCAUGUCACCGCAAGGUCAGGUGCUGAGUGCCCAUGUGUCAGGCCGUGUGGUUAUGAAGAGCUACCUGAGUGGAAUGCCCGAGUGCAAGUUUGGCAUGAAUGACAAGAUUGUCAUCGACAAGCAGGGCAAAGGAGGCACUACUGAUGAUGCGGGCAAGAGUAGCGGGAAGCAGUCUAUAGCCAUCGACGACUGCACCUUCCACCAGUGUGUGCGACUCAGCAAGUUUGACUCGGAGCGCAGCAUCAGCUUCAUCCCACCGGAUGGAGAGUACGAGCUCAUGAGGUAUCGCACCACUAAGGACAUCAUUCUGCCGUUCCGUGUCAUUCCUCUGGUAAGAGAGGUGGGACGCACCAAAUUGGAGGUGAAGGUGGUCAUCAAGUCCAACUUCAAACCGUCACUUCUGGCCCAGAAGAUUGAGGUGCGCAUUCCCACCCCGCUCAACACCAGUGGUGUGCAGGUGAUCUGCAUGAAGGGAAAAGCCAAGUACAAGGCCAGUGAAAACGCCAUCGUGUGGAAGAUCAAGAGGAUGGCUGGUAUGAAGGAGUCACAGAUCAGUGCUGAGAUUGAGCUGCUGCCCACCAAUGACAAGAAGAAGUGGGCUCGUCCACCCAUCUCCAUGAACUUUGAGGUGCCGUUCGCCCCGUCCGGACUCAAGGUGCGCUACCUAAAGGUGUUUGAGCCAAAGCUGAACUACAGCGAUCACGACGUGAUUAAAUGGGUCCGCUACAUCGGCCGCAGCGGCAUCUACGAGACCCGCUGCUAACGGCGGCCCCUCCGGCUCAGUCAGGAGGGGAGAGAGGGAUGUGGGGGGGCUUGACGAGGAGAGAUGAGCAAGCGGAGCCUCGCUGGAGGAGGUGCAGAAGAGGCAUUCCCUUCAUCUCUCUCUCCUGCACCUUCCCCUCCUCUUCCACUUUUCCUGUGUUCACACUGACGGUGAAAAACAAAAGAUUUAAAAAAAUAUAUAUAUCAUUGGUUAUUCAGAAAUAAUGUCUAGUGGAGAAAACAGAAAAAGGGUUCAAAAUAAGUUUAGAUAUCUUUGAUAAUAUGACAGCUGCAUUUCGCUUCAUUAUGCAUACUUACUUGCUAUAAGACGAGGCCCCCUUUCCAUCGGGCCCACCCAUUCUUCCUCUUUUUAAGCAUUCCAGACCCCUCGCUGAACGAUUAAUGGAGGAUUUAGGCUCAUUCUCCCUGUUUAACGAUAAGCAGUGAACCUGUGCUUCUGUUCUCAGGCCUCAUCAGGGCUUCGUUUUCCUCUUUCUCACAAGAUGUGUGGUUGUACUUUCUGCUCUGGUGUAGUCAGCUAAACUUCAUUUUUAUUCAUCAGUUCUACUCCCUACCUUUUUUAUUUUUUAUUUUUUUUUUUUAUUAUUAAAUCCUAAUCCCCAAGUGUAUUAGUUAGCUGUUGUCCAUGUUUUGUAGGCAGUGUUUUAUUGUAUGCAUCAAUACUCUUGCCCCAACUUGUAUCACUUAUCCUCUUUCAUUUUCCUCUCUGUCAGUACUUUUCAGAUAUAGUUUUUCAUACGGCUAAUAAUGAGGAAAUGUUGUCUGCUUUGGUCUCUGAUGUUCCACUUUUAUCUGUGUGACCAAAAUUCUCAGAAAUGAGGAACUAUGAAUUUAAAGUACUAUAAGAAAUAAAUCCAGCUGUGUGUCUGUGUGUACAAACUCUAUACACCAUGAAGGGGUAAGAAGUGACCUGCCAGGCUGAAGUUUCAGCUUUGUGGCUGUAGAGGAGGUGUAUUCAGGCUGGUUAUGUGUAUGUAUGUACGAAUGUAUGUGAGAGAGACUCGGGCUCUAUAAGCAGAGGGUCCCCCAACAUCUCUCAGGAAUCUUCUUCCCUCAAGCAUGUUUACCAGGUUGUUUACCAGAGGUUUACGGCAGACCCGUGGGAUUCUUCCCGUGCACUGGGGUGUGCAUCUUCCCAUAUCCCUUCCUCUAGUUUACUCUGAGAUUUUUAUGCCCCAAAUGUGGAGGAACAGCAACGUGUGCAGGCUUGAAGGAAAACAAAAAAAUGGGCUGAAUUUCUUUGGAACUAAAUCAGAGCUCCCGAUUUUCGAGGAAAGAUUUACCAGAAUCUCUUUCAGCCCUGUUUAGAAAUAUUAGAAAGUAGCACUGAGCUGAGUUCUGCUUCUCUCACUCUAUCCUCUCAGUGUGAUUCUCACAAAACAAAAAACACUAUUCAAUAACGCAGUCGAAGUAUAAGGUUUCACCACCUCACCUUGCUUAAACGGCGCUCCUGCAGGAAGUGCCGAUUUCCUUCCUUCUCUGACUGCGAUCGUAAAUCUUCAGCGAUCCAAACGACACUACAUCCUUUCCUAAAAAGAUUUUCUUCACAUGUUCUGCACCUCUCUGAGAGAUGAUGAGGGUCCUGUGGGGCUUGAUCCCUCAGCUUCACUGUGUGCUCUUCAUUUGGUAACUUUGUGAUCGUCCUGUUAAUCCUAAUAAAGAGAAGAAAAAAGAA